Molecule: messenger RNA, 3681 nt
Organism: Plasmodium gonderi
Lineage: Eukaryota; Apicomplexa; Aconoidasida; Haemosporida; Plasmodiidae
Exons: 1
Coding region: 1-3681 (1226 amino acids)
Source: RefSeq, a predicted model, not a curated record
AUGAUUUUGUACAAACAUGUUUUCUCCAAAAGAGUAAUUAGGAUUAAAAAAGAAAAGAAAAAAGAGUAUUACUUAUUCGCCAGAGCACAAAGAUUGGCUAGCCACACAUUCGUUGGGAAGGAUGUAAAGGAAGACAGUCGUUAUAACUAUGCUUGUACGAGUACAGAAAAAAAAUGUUUGAGAAAUUUGAUUAGACUAAGAAGAGAAUUAUAUUCCUUGUUGAAUGUAACUCAUUGCCCAACCGUUCAGCUUCUUCCAUCAGACAUUCCACUUUGCAAAGAAGUAGUAACAAAUAAGGAAAAUUUUUCUUUUUCCAAUGGUGUGAAUUCGGGCACAGGGGGUAUUAUUUUUUUUCCAGAUGGGAACCAAAAUCGCCUGAACAAGUGUUCAGGCAGAAUAUUACGAAAAUGGGACACAGUAGAGAGUGAAAAUAAGAUGGUUUUGACCAGCAAGGUGGAAGAAAAAUAUAUAGAAGAGAAACUCAAUCAUAUAUGUACACUGCUUAGCAAAAUUAGUCUUAAGAAAAUUCUCGAAUUAUAUGAAAAGCUAAAAAAUUAUAAGGAUCUAUAUGCAUUAAUUUUAAUCAUGUAUCUACACAAGAAUAACAGCAUAGAUAAUAAAAGGGGGCUGUAUCAGGGAGGAAACAUAAAUUGGAGAAAAGCUACGACUAGCGAAUUGUUAGGAGUUUUUCGUAUAUGUACAUCUUACUUUAUGAACAUGCAGAGAAGCAUGCACAUGAACAAGCACAUGGGAUUGAACAAAAACACUGACUUGGGUUUGAACAGCAAUAUAGACAUGAAACUACAACAGUGCAUGAUAAAACAUUUCGAUGAUGCACCCCGUUUGUGCAAAGACAUAUUGAAGAAUUUAGCAUAUGCAAUUUGCAAAAACUUGUCGACAUUAAAUGUGAAAGAAAUGUACGAAAUUGUUAUUGCUAUACUUCGAUUGAGUGUUAUAGAUCCAAUUUUUCUGGAUCAGAAUAUGGUUAAUGAACUAAUUAAGAAGUUUUCUUUUCAACUACAUCUCAAAAACAAUUUCAUAGUAGAAAGAGUGCCAGUUGGAUUCGCUAAGGUGUCUGGUAAGAUUCAAGGAGAAGAAAAAAAAAAAGAAGAUAUGAGUAAUGAUGUUGUGAGAAAUGUGAGUAGAAGAAAGAGAUGGUAUAGGGAGAGAUACCAAAAGUAUGAAUUAGAAUCGGGUACGAUUCAUUUUGUUGACUUGACUAAGUUACUGUACGAAGUUGUGAUUUUAAAUAAAAGUAUUCAUAGAGUUAAACGUGGGGAAAGAUCAUAUCUGGACAUGUCAGAGGAAUACAAAAAUUUGAUAAACAACAUCAUUACAUAUUCAUUAAAUGAAAUUAAAAAAGAUAAGGAAUAUAAGGAUAAAUUUUUUUGGAAGAGUUGCACAUCCCUACUUUACAGCUUAACGACUUUGUAUAACAAAAAAUGGCAUGUCGAUUUCAUGGAAAUUUUUUAUCACACUAUGAAUCUAUAUGAACAAUGUUUCAACAUUGAGUUACGUGGAUUACAUAUUCUGAAGUGUUACGAAUUUAAAAAUUUCCUUCUCCAAAAAUUCUCAAAUGGGCAUAGGAAAAUGGAAGAAACAGAUUCUUAUGAAGAGAUGAAAAAAAUACAACUUCAUCGAAGUAUUAACAGUGUAAGCAAUUCCAAGACGAUAUCUAUAAAUUUUAUCAUUUCAACUACUAAUGAACCUAAGAGGAGGAAACCUCCCAUCUUCUGUCUUGAAGAAUUCAUCAAGUUCGUUUAUGCCUUAACCUUUUUUCAUAAAAAAAUGGUGUCCUCCAUGUGUGAAGGUAGAAAAGAGAUUCAUAAGGGUGAUCGCGUGAGGAAAAUUAUUUUGUCAGCUUUGUUAGAUAUAUCUGAAUCUGUUGAAGAAGCCAUUUUUAAUGUUCUAUCAGUGGCGGGAGGGCCGUCAAAUGGAGGGCCAUCCAAUGAAGAACCGUCCAAUGGAGAACCGUCUGUGGGAACCCACUCCAAGAAGAAUCACAUUGCGAAUUCCCAUCUGACAAUCUGCAGUGGUGAAAACAAAGAAGGAAGCAUGUAUAUUUUGCUGAAACGGUUGAGCCAUUUGUUAAAUGUAUUUUAUGAACACAGAAUUGCAGACAUGAAGAUAUUAUACUUUUUAACAUUUCUCAUAAGCAAAUGUAGGAAUGUCGAUUUGACUGUUCUGAGUAACAUUUUGAAUAUUUUCACCAAGUUGGAUUUUUCAUAUGAUGCAUAUUUCCUUAGUUUUUACGUUUCUAAUUACGUGGCUCACGUCAAGCUGGACGAGAACGCCCUCAGGGGAAGCAGCCAAGAUGGGAGAAGCAACGCAGAUGGGAGAAAGAACCCAAAUGGGAGAAGCAACCCAGGUGAGGGAAUCAACCCAGGUGAGGGAAUCAACCCAGGUGAGGGAAACAACCCAGGUGAGGGAAACAACCCAGGUGAGGGAAACAUCCCAGGUGAGGGAAACAACCAAGAUGUGAAUUUUUCUCCCAGUGUGGAGAAACAAAAAAGGGCAUUGGUGACGGCGUACGUGUGGAAGGGCUUCCUAAGGAGCAUAAGGAGAAGCGUGGAAGAGAAAAAAAAGGUGAAGGAUAUAUCGCCAGUGAACAUAACAAAAAUUGCAAAUGGUUUGAUGUAUUAUAAAUGUUUAAAUAAAGAAUUAAUCGAAAUGAUCAUAAAAAUAAUAUCUACAGAGUAUAGAAAAAAGGAGGAAAGUGGUGAUAGAGAAAUGAAUUUAGCGAAGAAAGUUCAAGCUUGUACUAAAUUAGGAUUAAGAAAUGAACACAAAAGGAAUAAUGAAAGUGAAAAUUUUAAUUUAAUUUGUCUUGGAUCGUUGUUAAACUACAUGAGCAUAACAGAUGACAUACAAUGUUAUGAUGUGAAAAUAAAACUGAUUAAAAUGAUAAAGGAUAAAAUAAUAAGAUAUGAGAAUUGCUUCGACACGAGAUUGUUGUGCAGUAUAUACGUUAGCUAUGGCCGAUUAAAUAUAUACGACAUAAAUCUAUUUUAUAAAAUAUAUGAGAGAUUAAAUAGGAAACACUUAAAUUGCAUGAACAUGCUAAGUAUACUAUCUUACAUGAACAAAGCAGGUAUAUAUGACAGAAAAGUAUUGCACACUUGUUUUAGUCAUGUAUUUACAAAGUUGAAAGGAAACAUUGCACAACAAUUGUCAUAUUCAGUUCAAUUUUUAUUAAUAUUAACAUCCAUCGGUCAGCUAUAUCUUUUUGAUAAUUUUUACACUAUUUUAGCCUACGCGUUUGAAGUGAUUAAUUGGGUUUUUAGAGCAUGUAAAAAGGAGAAAGACAUGGGAAAAGAAAAAGAAAAAGAAGAAGAAAAAAAAAUUAUUUUAACCUAUAACCAUUAUUCCAUGCUCCUCAUUAGUUUGCACAUCCUCUAUCAUUACUUUUUGGAUAUUCAACAUGGGGAUAAAAAUGAAAAAUUAUUAAAUAAUGUCAGUAUGGCAUAUUUACGCCUUCUUCAUUUUUUUCUAAGUCAGAAUUAUGAACAAAUUCACCAAUUAAGUGCAACCAAUUCGGACAUUCAAAGAAAUGUUAUGACUAUUCUCCGUCACCUACUACCGCAAGAGAUAAACAUAGUUUAUGAGUACGGUUUGUGUUACACACCCUACGUGAUCGACAUGGUUCUGCAGCCCAGACAGUUCAACGUCCAUUCGACAUAA